Molecule: messenger RNA, 1494 nt
Organism: Acanthosepion pharaonis
Lineage: Eukaryota; Metazoa; Mollusca; Cephalopoda; Sepiida; Sepiidae
Source: the annotation of a GenBank genome assembly
AUGUUUUUCUCUCUCACUCCAUCUCUCUCAUUGGACGAGUCUUAUCCUGUCCGUCUCUUAUUUAUUGACUCUCACUUUCUCUCUCUCACUCUCACUCUCUUUCUCUCUCUCUCUCACUCUUUCUCUCUCUCUUUGAUGACCUUUCACCGUUUUCUUUAUUCAUCAACUCCCGCUCCUUACUUUUUUCUACUGAUCUCACUUACAUUCCAUUUCGAGUCUUUAUUCCUUUCUUUUUUUUUCUUUUCUUUUUUUCCCUUUUUUUCUUUCCCCCACGCAAAUCAAUUAUUCUAUCCCUCUCUCUCUCUCUCUCUGGUUUCUAGCAUCCUAUCUUUCUUUCUUUCUUUGUACGUAUCUAUCUAUCUAUCUAUCUAUCUAUGUUCUUAUAUAUCUAUGUUCAUACUUAUCUAUCUUCUUAUCUUUGUUUUUACUGAUCUGUGUUCAUACUUAUCUAUCUAUCUAUCUAUCUAUCUAUCUAUCUAUCUAUCUUUGUACUUAUCUAUCUAUCCUAGUUUGUUCAUAUCUAUCUAUCUAUCUAUCUAUCUAUCUAUCUAUCUAUCUCUGCUCAUACUUAUCUAUCUAUCUAUCUAUCUAUCUAUGUUUAUACAUAUCUAUGUUCAUACUUAUCUAUCUAUCUAUCUGUCUUUGUACUUAUCUAUCUAUCUAUCUAUCUAUCUAUCUAUCUAUCUAUCUAUCUAUCUAUGUUUUACAUAUCUAUUACUUAUCUUCAUAUGUCUUUUGUAUUUAUCUAUCUUUCUAUCUAUCUAUCUAUCUAUCUAUCUAUCUAUCUUUAUACAUAUCUAUGUUCAUACUUAUCUAUCUAUCUAUCUAUCUAUCUAUCUAUAUGUCUUUGUACUUAUCUAUCUAUCUAUCUAUCUAUCUUUAUACAUAUCUAUGUUCAUACUUAUCUAUCUAUCUAUCUAUCUAUCUAUCUAUCUAUCUAUCUGUCUUUGUACUUAUCUAUCUAUCUAUCUAUGUUUAUACAUAUCUAUGUUCAUACUUAUUUAUCUAUCUAUCUAUCUAUCUAUCUAUCUAUCUAUCUAUCUAUCUAUCUCACCUGUUUCCAUAUAUCUAUCUAUUAGCCUGUUUCCACAUAUCUAUCUAUCUAUCUAUCUAUCUAUCUAUCUAUCUAUCUAUCUAAUAGCCUGUUUCACAUAUCUAUCUAUCUAUCUAUCUAUCUAUCUAUCUAUCUAUCUAUCUAUUAGUCUGCUCCCACAUAUCUAUCUAUCUAUCUAUCUAUCUAUCUAUCUAUCUAUCUAUCUAUCUAUCUAUCUAUCUGUUGUGUAUGAUACACCUAAUUUACAUAAGUGGAGUACCGACCAUAUAAAUAUGGCUUCAACACUAUCUAUCUAUCUAUCUAAUAGCCUGUUUCCACAUAUCUAUCUAUCUAUCUAUCUAUCUAUCUAUCUAUCUAUCUAUCUAUUAGUCUGCUCCCACAUAUCUAUCUAUCUAUCUAUCUAUCUAUCUAUCUAUCUAUCUAUCUAUCUAUCUAUCUAA